UACAAAUGUGUGCUUGUACUUGUAGUAUAUGAGUGUUCCACAGGUUUUUUUGUGUUUAUUGUUGUUUACACAUCCUUAAUAUAAAAGUCUUAUACGUCUGAUUUAUGUAAACAACUUAUUUAAAAUUAACGUUUAACUUUAUAGAAUAUUAAUGCUUACGAAACUGUGGUGCUGUGUCCUUUUAAUUUAAUACAAUCUUCUCAAAAGAAGCGAGUCAGCACAUGGGCGUGCAUGGCGGGCGGAGCGUGGCGGCGUGGCGCGGCUCGCGUGCGUACUCUGCGUGUCCUCCUGCGGGACACUGCGCGUGCGCUGCAAGAUGCGCAAGAUAUAUUGGCUUAUGAUCCCGAAAUACCUGAUAUCGUCCAGAGCCUCACGAAACAGGCUUGCCGCCCCACCGCCCUGGUGAUCUUGGGCUGUUCUCCAUCAGCUAGAGCGAGAUUAUUAAAUUGCAUAUUAGGAAGACGACUCUUGCCUGAAUCAUUACCCAGGGGCUGCAGAUGGCUGCGUGUGCAAUAUGGUGCGUCAACACAAGUACACUUAUCGGUGGGUAACUCGGAAUUCGAACUGGUCGAAGAAUUGGAGUGCAAUCGGAAACAAUGGGAGACUUUGCCAUUACAGGAUCUUCUUCGCCAGGACAACGACAUGGGCACAACUCUAGAAGUGGAACUGAAUAACUCUUUCCUUAAAGAUGGUCUCAAAAUAAUCGUACCCCCAGACAUAGCUGAAGAUCCAGGACCAGCGAAUUACAUUACCUUGAAGAAACUACAUACGGAGUUUUACAAAAAACGUGAUACAGUUUUGAAGACUUAUAGCCCCGUGUAUUUGUAUGCCCUGGAUAAAUUCGGUACGAAUGUCUUCAGUGAGAAUAUUAUGUCGAAAAUGACCGUCUCCAGGAGCGAGGAGGACUUCUGGUCGACCUUCAACCUGUAUUAUAUGACGAAAGUCAAUAAUGAUAAUGAUGUCAAGGUAGAGGAAGAGAGAGAUGAAGUUUGGAAAGAGGGGGAUGACUCCGCUGUUUUUAGUUCCGAGAAUUGUCUAGAUCUUCACCAGAUCAAGGAAAUCAAUGUCAACGCCCAGGUCCUCUUCGUUCUCUUCUCGAACAGUGAAGCAGAAGAGAAGAGCAGAAACAAUCUCAGCGAGGCGACGGAGUCCACUGAGCUGUGUAACACUGAGGAGUUGCCUGAGUCAGACCAAGGGCUGGUUAAGAAUAAGGUUUCGAGUAGCAGACCAAUAGACAAAUCCGAACAGAGCAAGACAUCAAAUAGAAGAUUACAAGAGGAACAGACGGCAUUUAUGAAUGAGCUCUUGGACCAAUGGGAGCUUAUAUCUAACCCCCCACCAAAGCACCACGUCAAAAGCCAAUGCUCGAUUAUAGAUGACCUAGAAAUAUUAAAGAAUUCCGAAAGACAAGAGAACGACCACGGCAAGAAGAAGAAAGAUGUCGAUAUAGAUAGAACUGUCAAGAGUAGGAGUUCGUUUUUGAAUACGGUGAUAAAGUUCGCGACCGAGUGCUCCCAGAGUUACUUGUUGGAUCAGUGCACUAAGCUGAGCGAGAUACACGUAAAGCUACUGCAGCAGUUCAUGUUAGCCUCAUUCGACAUGGCGAGGGAACUGCAAAUAGUACCGAAGAAGAUACAGUACGUGGCGCGGCAGGAGCAGCAGCUGUACGAGACGAUGAGCGAGAAGUUUUUCGAAGGCGAAAAGAAGCAAGAGCUGUUGCAGAUAAUGCAAGAAGUACUCCAAGAAAUGAAGUCAGAAAUAAAUAACAUGGACUGGAGUGUAGAUGACCUGCCGCGCCACCAGGACCGGCGCUACGCCACCGCCAACUCCGUGUUCUACGCGCGGCGCGCCUCGCCCGACUCCGACACGGCGGAAGAGGCCGUCUGCUACGAAAACUAUAAUAUGGACGACUACGAGAUCAUAGACUCCGCCGACGAGAGCCUGUGUUGCAGCGAAGCCUUCGAUACUUCGACGCGCGCGGGGGGCACGCGGGCGGCGGGCGGCGCGUGCGCGGCCGUGUCGACGCGGCGCGCCUCGCUCGACGUGCAGCGCACGGUUCUUUCGAAGCUAAGUCGGAAGAUCAGCUUGAAGCUAGUCAGCUUUGUCGACUGUCUCAAGGACACUUACUUUGGAACAUUACAACGCUGCCUGGAGUCGCUGGAGGGCGGCUGCCGGCGCGAGCUGGGCGGGCGGCCGGCCAGCGAGGCCAUGCGCCAGCUGCUGUGCGUGGCGCGCCAGGUGGACCUCACGCCGUGCGCGUCGUUCUCGCUGCUGUCGGACGUGCUGGACUCGCUGCGCCGCCUGCUGUGCCGCCUGCGCCUGGCGGGCGACGCGCAGGAGGCGUGCUGCGCGCUGAGCGCGGCGUGGCGCCGGCGCGCGGCGCUGCACUGCGCGCACUCGCUCGCCCCGCAGCGCCUCGCGCGCCUCAUCUCGCUGCAGAUUUUGGAGAGACUAAGCGUCGCGCACGAAAGAUAUCAGUCAGCGCUCGCUUCGCUCGAGACCGCUUUAGCGAGCCACUUACAUCACACGGAGGAUAUCAAACUAGCUAUAAGGAAAAAAUACGCACCGUCGUUUGCACGCUUGUGUCUAGAAAGCACGUCCAUGUGUGAUCUUCUAAUGUAUGGAACACCCGAACUCGGUCGCGAGAUCGGUCGCGGUCAGUACGGCGUCGUGUACGCGGUGCGCGGCGCGUGGGCGGGGCACAGCCCGGCCGCCGUCAAGUCCGUGCUGCCGGCCGACGAGCGCCACUAUCACGAACUAGCCAUGGAGUUCUUCUACACGAGGAGCAUCCCGGCGCACCCGCGCAUCGUGCGCCUGCUGGGCUCGCUGGUGCAGCGCGGCGGCGGCGCGCCCGGCGUGCUGCUCGUGUCGCAGCGCCGCGCGCGGGACCUGCACGCCGCCGUGCGCGCCGGACUCUCCUUCGCGCAGCGCAUGCGCAUCGCGUGCGACAUCGUCGAGGGCAUCCGCUACCUGCACUCGCUGGGGCUGGUGCACCGCGACGUGAAGCUGAAGAACGUGCUGCUGGACGAGCGGUCCCGUGCGGCGCUGUCGGACCUGGGCUUCUGCGCGGCCGAGGCGCUGCUGUCGGGCUCGCUGGUGGGCACGCCCGUGCACAUGGCGCCCGAGCUGCUGGCCGGCAUGUACCGCGCCGCCGUCGACGUGUACGCCUUCGGGAUCCUGUUCUGGUACUUGUGUGCUGGGAAUAUCAAACUGCCGUCCGCUUUUGAAACAUUCCAAAAUAAAGAACAGUUAUGGAGUAAAGUGAAAAGAGGUCUCCGCCCGGAACGUCUCCCUCACUUCUCGGACGAGUGCUGGGAGGUGAUGGAGUCCUGCUGGGCGUCCGAACCCUCACAGCGAGCUCUGCUCGGAGACGUACAGCCGAAGCUUGAGGCGAUCCUGCAGAAAGCACUAGAUGAGGACAAGGGACACGUGACAUACGAACCCACGGAUUACAAGUCUGAAGAUGACAGCCUGGACAUGACAGGCCUUGAUGUGAAAUGGGAAAAUAAAUGUUUCCGCCCGGAACAUCUCCCUCACUUCUCGGACGAGUGCUGGGAUGUGAUGGAAUCCUGCUGGGCGUCCGAACCCUCACAGCGAGCUCUGCUCGGAGACGUUCAGCCGAAGCUUGAGGCGAUCCUGCAGAAAGCACUAGACGAGGACAAGGGACACGUGACAUACGAACCCACGGAUUACAAGUCCGAAGAUGACAGCCUGGAAAUGACAGGCCUUGAUGAGAAAUGAGAAAAUAAAUGUUAGUACAUCGUGAUAAGGAACUUAAUUGCAUAAUAAUACAUGAUACUUAUCAUUAAAUUAACAUCGAAAUGUUUGCGUGAUAACGUUUAUUCAUAUCAAGGUCAUUUUUAAAAGGAUAUUUAAAGCAAUAUUUUUAAACAAGCUUCAAAAUCAGAGUGAAAUUGUAAUUAAAAACAUAUAUAUACAUAUAUAUAAAAUAGAAAUAAACUCCACAGGACCAAAAGGUAAUAUCGCUUUUUAUGUGUGGAUUUAAAAUGUGUUUUAGAUGCGUUUCGAUAAGUGCAAGUAUUAAGUGCAUACAACCUAUUCAUACAUUCUUAUUGAUUAUUCGAUUGUGAUUGCGAAUGUGAUCGGUGAUUCGGCUUAUUUAUAAAUUUUAAAGUCAAAAAUGUAUUGUUAACUCAGCCAGUUAAUAAUAGCUAAAAAUUAAAAAAUAAAAAUUGUUCAAGAAUGAAUUAUCUGAACAAAUUAGGAUUAGUCUCAAAUUAUUCAUAAUUGAUGUGAAACUUAUUUUUGGUGCGAUGUAUGUAAAAUUUUAAAAAUUAAUUUGAGUGCAACGUUUCCAUGUUUAACGUUUUUGUG
Nymphalis io (European peacock) is the source of this 4335-nucleotide messenger RNA. Its product is annotated as dual serine/threonine and tyrosine protein kinase-like. Gene Ontology annotation, molecular function: ATP binding; protein kinase activity. NCBI's taxonomy places the organism in Eukaryota, Metazoa, Arthropoda, Insecta, Lepidoptera, Nymphalidae. The record is from RefSeq and is a predicted model, not a curated record. The transcript is spliced from 22 exons. Gene Ontology annotation, biological process: protein phosphorylation. The coding region runs from base 232 to 3741 and encodes 1169 amino acids.